Penicillium chermesinum is the source of this 339-nucleotide messenger RNA. RefSeq lists its product as uncharacterized. Bases 1 to 339 code for a protein of 112 amino acids. The record is from RefSeq and is a predicted model, not a curated record. NCBI's taxonomy places the organism in Eukaryota, Fungi, Ascomycota, Eurotiomycetes, Eurotiales, Aspergillaceae. The transcript has a single exon.
AUGUGCUUCUAUAACCAGAAACGUUUCGCGUGUGGCGACUUCGCUUGGACAAACUUUGCCCACCGUUGCAAUUACGAAUAUCGCACGGGGGAGACAUGCGGGAUUCGGCUUGUCAACAGCACGGAUGUCGACGCGAACAAAUGCCGUAUUUGUGAGAAGAUCGAGACCAAGUACCGCCGGCGAAGCGCCGAGGUAGAACGCCUGGAUCGGUGGAAACGGGAGGGAUCGACUUUAGUAGCCUCCAUGGACCGAUCACGAAAAAUGAUCUGGGAACUGGACCAAGAGAUCGUUCAGUUGCAGCGAGAGCGCGAAGACCGCCGCAACAAUAUUGGGCGAUAA